Ilyonectria robusta is the source of this 243-nucleotide messenger RNA. RefSeq lists its product as uncharacterized. The record is from RefSeq and is a predicted model, not a curated record. NCBI's taxonomy places the organism in Eukaryota, Fungi, Ascomycota, Sordariomycetes, Hypocreales, Nectriaceae. The coding region runs from base 59 to 211 and encodes 50 amino acids. The transcript has a single exon.
CUUUGCCUUUUGGCUUAGAUCAAGUGUAGUAUCUGUUCUUUUCAGUUUAAUCUCUGAAAUGUCUCUAAGGAGACAAAUCUUGAUUAUUCCUAUUUUUGGUUCUCGGGAGGUUUCCUCUGUGCUUGCACAUGAUUCCACUCACUGUGUCCCUGGUAUUACACUGCCUCCAGGUGACGCGAACUACACUUUGGGCUCUCAUUUUCAUUGUUGAUCCGGGCUUGCCUGGGGAGCGAAGAAGAUGAU